UUCAAGUGGGUAGGUUAUAAAUCAUUCAAAAGGGACAUACUUUAACAGCAGUAAAAAGAGCACCGUUAGUUUUAUCAAUUCGGGAAUAUUGGUUGGUGGAAAUUGUGUAUCAGUGUGUUUCGAACUGUGGACUACACAUAUUUAGGGCAUUUAAUUGUAUAUGUUUAUGUUAUGCUCUUAAUAGUUGUCAUACAAGGAGCAAUACCAUAACGUCAGUGAUUUUAAGUGCCUCAAUGAUAUCAAAUUUAAUGUUGUUUCUUUUCACCGUUUUAUUUCAACUUGUCAUUGCCACUACAGAUUGUGAUCCGGGCUGGUUCGGCUCCAAAUGUCAAUACAAAUGUCACUGUGUCAACACCUGUGAUCAACAAGGUGGUUGUGUCGACGGGUCAUCAUGUGCACCUGGGUGGUUUGGUCCUCUGUGUCAGUACCAGGACCUGGCCACGUUGAAUACUUCAUCCACCCUCCCACCUGAUUUAACCGAUGGAGACAGCAGUACCUGUAUAGAGGUGCAAACAUUUACAAAAACCUGGGACAUCCCAUAUGGCUUCACCUGGAUUAGGAUAAUUACUAAACAAAAAGCUUCUCUUCAAGGUCUGGUGUUAAAUCUUAAGAAUGCCAGCACUGAUUCAGCCACUAGAUGUGCCGAUGUUACAGUAAUCAAUGUUACCAACACGAUCUAUGAUGUGUUAUGUGAUACGCGAAGUGUUACCAAACAAGUAGAAAUCGUUUUUCUGUCACAGAUAUCAAUUUGUUCAGUACACUUCAGUGGAGGACGAAAUGUGGCUCUUAAAGAAAAAACAUGGCAAACUAACGAUUAUUCUGAAAUUAUAAAUGGCAUCAACACAACCCUCGAUGCUUCCAGAGCUGUGGAUGGUAACACCAAUGCGAAUUUUACUUACGCAUCUUGUACCCAUACCAAAGAUGACGAUAAAAAAGAAACUUGGAGUGUUAUGUUUUCCAAUGAACAUAAUGUAAACAGAUACAUUCUAUACAACAGAGAACCACAUUCAGAUCGGCUUCACAAGUUUACAUUGAUAAGCUACUCACAACGUGGUACAGAAUCGUUUAGUUAUGCAGAUAAAGACAUGACAGAUAAACCAUUCUACACCAUAACAACCGGACCUUUCCCCGUUGCAAAAGUGAACAUAACUAGUUCCACCAAAAUUUUAACUUUGUGUGAGGUGGAGAUAUACGGAGAUAUAAUAUGCAAUGAACCAAACUACGGCCUAGAAUGUACCAAGACCUGCAACUGUAACGACCCAACUGAGACAUGUUUUGUAGCUACAGGUGGAUGUCAGUCUGGUUGUGCUGCUGGAUAUCAAGGGGUGGGGUGUUCACAAUCGUGUGAUAAAACACAUUAUGGAUCAAAUUGUAUAAACGAUUGCUCAAAAAACUGCACUAACGCUGAAUGUAACAGUACUAGUGGAGACUGCUUUAGUUGUAACCCAGGACUUCAAGGACGUCUGUGUGAUAAAGCGUGCAACGCAACAUAUUAUGGGCAAGACUGUAGUAAAAGAUGCAGUACAAAUUGUACAGACCUAUUGUGUAACAAUGUCAACGGUUUCUGUAUCAGUUGUAUCAAUGGAACGCAUGGCGAUCUAUGUGAAAAAGUUAAGCUGUGA
Physella acuta is the source of this 1622-nucleotide messenger RNA. RefSeq lists its product as uncharacterized. Gene Ontology annotation, molecular function: scavenger receptor activity. The record is from RefSeq and is a predicted model, not a curated record. Lineage: Eukaryota; Metazoa; Mollusca; Gastropoda; Physidae.